This is a messenger RNA of Ziziphus jujuba (common jujube), 1533 nucleotides long. Its product is annotated as biotin carboxyl carrier protein of acetyl-CoA carboxylase 2, chloroplastic. Lineage: Eukaryota; Viridiplantae; Streptophyta; Magnoliopsida; Rosales; Rhamnaceae. The transcript is spliced from 7 exons. Gene Ontology annotation, cellular component: acetyl-CoA carboxylase complex. The record is from RefSeq and is a predicted model, not a curated record. Gene Ontology annotation, biological process: fatty acid biosynthetic process. Bases 374 to 1222 code for a protein of 282 amino acids. Gene Ontology annotation, molecular function: acetyl-CoA carboxylase activity.
GUAUCGGAAAUCAACAAACAAAUGGUGCCUAAAUGCUUCGAGUCAUAUUUUCCUUUCUUUAAAGUUUUCAAAGCCUUCACUAAGCCUCCCUUUAAUUUUUUCUCAGGUUCUCAGAAACUUUCUUGGAUCUCAUCGCCCUCCUUUUCCUUUUUCUCUGCCUGUAGAUCUCCACGCAAGCUUUUUUCAGUGUUCCAUUCCUCAUAAAUACCCACCACCCCAUUACUCUCAAGAACACCGCUUUCUCCUUCCACAUAUAUAUAUAUAUAUAUAUAUUUUCUGCUUGUCUUCGUUUUCCUCUCAGCUUCUUUAUACUCCUUUUGCUUUGGAUCUGGGUUGGUCUCUUUCUCCUUCAGCUUAAAGAGAAAGAACAAAAAUGGCGUCCUUUACAGUGCCUUGCCCCAAAGCUUCCUCUACCUUUAUGGCUCGUGCUGGGUCGAAUGCCCAUCAACUCCACCAGCAUAACCAGCUUUCCUUUCAACACCAUCUGAAUCCAAGUCCCACACCGUCUCUUGCCUUUUCUGGGUUUCAGUACCUCAUUAGGAAACAGUCUGCUGUUCGGAAGCUGCAGGCACAGGUUACUGCUGAAAAAUCUUCAAAUUCUGUUGCCACCAAGCCAAGAGUUGGAUCAUUGGAAGUGAAGGAUGAGUCUGUGGAAAAACUCUCUGGUCAAAACAAUAUCCCAGAUGCUUCACCUGUGUCAGAAUUUAUGACUAAAGUUUCAGAACUCGUCAAACUUGUGGAUUCAAGAGAUAUUGUGGAGUUGCAACUAAAGCAGUUGGAUUGUGAGGUAAUAAUAAGAAAAAAAGAAGCCUUGCAACAGCAAACACCACAAACUCCUAUUGCCACAAUGCCACCUCCUUUUCUUCAUGCCAUGUUACCAUCUCCACAAUUGCCAGCUCCGGCAGCUUCCCCUGCUCCUGCUAGCCCUCCUCCUUUGGCUUCGGCACCUGCAUUACCUGCCCCUGCAAAGACAAGCACCCCGUCUCAUGCGCCUUUCAAAUGCCCAAUGGCUGGCACCUUUUACAAAAGUCCUGCACCUGGGGAGCCACCAUUUGUUAAGGUAGGAGAUAAAGUGCAGCAAGGUCAAGUUCUUUGCAUCAUUGAGGCCAUGAAACUGAUGAAUGAGAUUGAGGCUGAUCAAUCUGGAACUGUCACCGAGAUACUGGUAGAGGAUGGGAAACCAGUUAGCGUGGACAUGCCUCUCUUUGUCAUCGUACCAUGACCAUGAGAGACCGGGCGGCAACUUCUUCCAAGCUUCUUGGUGUAACAGCCAUUGUUUCAGAAAGGCCUGUUUUCUGAUUGCCGAAACUUGUCAUGUUGUAAUACCUUCUUUACUAGUCUUUUUCUCUUCUUUGGGGGGUUCCGGAUAUUAACUUUUUACACCGUGUUGAUUAAUUUAAAAGCUCUAGAAGUUGGCAUAAUGCUGCAGAUGCUGGGGAAUGAUUAAGUUAUUUAAGACGAGUAUACAAAGGUAUAUAUGUAAACUGUUUGUUAUUUCUUGUUUUCUGAAAACUGCAUAUAAAUUUUCUCAUA